GAAUUUUGGGAACAGAACUGUGGAAAUUGCAUGAUUAGCUACCCCUGUACGCUUCCUAGUUAAGUAGACAAUUCUAACUAAUUUGAUUUGAUCUCAAUCGUAAGCAAAAGGAGAAUAAGAUCAAAGACCAUCAUCAUUACUGGCUCUGUAAAACACAUGCCGCCUACGGCCACCUCCUUGUUGUAUUCAUUUUUACUUUGCUCAUCUUUUUUAUUUUGCGCCGCAAGAGACACCAUAAAUUUUAGCAGAUUGGUAAGCGAUGAUCAAGAAGAUAAUCUUAUUUCAGCAGGAAAAAGAUUUGAGCUCGGGUUUUUUACUCCUAGUGAAACCUCUGACACUAGAAGAUAUGUUGGAAUAUGGUACCACGGUUCGAAUCCUCGAACUGUUGUGUGGGUUGCCAAUCGAGACAACCCGCUUUCAGGCGAUGAUGGUGUUUUCGCCAUUGCAGAAGAUGGAAAUCUCAUGGUGUUGGAUGGAAGUGGGAAACCUUACUGGUCGACAAACCUCCAAAAUUCAUCGUCUAUGUACCGAACAGCAAAGCUAAUGGAUACUGGGAACCUGGUUGUGAGCCAUGAAGAACAAGAAAAUCACUUGGAGAUUCUCUGGCAGAGUUUUGACUACCCAGGCGAUACAUUUCUCCCAGGGAUGAAAAUGGAUGAGGAUUUAAUAUUGAAUUCAUGGAAAAGUUCUGAUGAUCCAGCACCUGGGAACUUCACUUUCCGGCAAGAUCAAGAAGGAGAGAACCAGUUCAUCAUCUGGAAAAGAUCGUUAAGGUACUGGAAAAGUGGAGUUUCAGGGAAGAUCAUUAGUUCUGAUGAGAUGCCCACUGCUAUAUUUUUCUUGUUAUCGAACUUUACCUCGGUCCACAAUGAUUCUGUGCCACAUCUCACAUCGUCAUUAUACAGUGAUACGAGGCUGGUAAUGACAUUCUCGGGCCAAAUUCAGUAUUUGAAAUGGGAUACAGAGAAGAUUUGGUCAUCGGUUUGGUCAGAACCAAGGGACAGAUGCAGUCUUUAUAAUCCCUGUGGAAAUUUUGCUAGCUGUAACAGUAAGAACGACAUUAUGUGCAAGUGUUUGCCUGGUUUCAAACCCAGCUUGCCGGAGAAAUGGAGCAGUGGAGACUUUUCAGGAGGCUGCACAAGAAAGUCGAUAUUAUGCGGCAAAAAUACUCAGAGUGAUACAUUCUUGAGUUUGAAGACGAUGAAAGUUGGAAACCCAGACUCUCAAUUUAAUGCCAAGAAUGAAUUGGCAUGCAAACUAGAGUGUCUUAAUACCUGCCAGUGCCAGGCUUAUUUGUAUGAAGUAGCUGAGAUUACUCGACGGGGUGGGACUGGCAGUUCUGCAUGCUGGAUUUGGUCGGAGGAUCUCAACAAUCUUCAGGAGGAGCAUGACGGUGGCCGUAACAUUUAUGUACGCAUAGCAAUUUCUGAUAUAGAAUCAACAAGACGAAAUUGUGAGACUUGUGGCACAUAUAUGAUUCCCUAUCCCCUUAGCACAGGACCAAAAUGUGGUGAUCCAAUGUACUUUAAUUUUCACUGUAACAUCUCCACAGGCCAGGUCAACUUUGAGGCACCGGGUAGAAACUACCGAGUAACGGCCAUCUAUCCAGAAACCCAAAAGUUUAUCAUCCAAAUAAACGGUGCAGACAACUGUGGCAAUAAGAACGCACAAGACAAAGCACUACAACUCAACGAGUCAUUACCGUUCAAUGUGAUCAGCUGGUGCAACACCAAGCCAGCCAACUAUAGUUCUGACUUGUCAUUUGAAGCUGAAGAUGAAGUUGAGAUUGGCUGGGAUCCACCAACAGAGCCAACUUGUUCUUCACCUGCAGACUGCAAGGACUGGCCAAAUUCAACUUGCAAUGCAACUAGAAAUGGGAAGAGAAGUUGCCUUUGCAAUGCAAACUUUAUAUGGGAUAGCUUGAGCUUGAAUUGCACUCAAGGUGGUGAUAGCAAGGAAACAGAUGGACGUUCAAGAGGAAAGAUGUCCUUGUUUGUGAUUGUUGUGAUUGUUUUUACAACUGUAUUUUUCCUAAUUACUCUCUCCAGUACUAUUCUUUAUAUCUAUUUUUGGAGAAGAAGGAUGACUAAUACACAAGUUUUCUACUUGACAUCAGAAAACAGGGAAGCUCCUCAGAAAAGUCCAGUGUUUCACUUGUAUGACAACGAAAGACGUGUCAAGGAUUUGAUUGAAUCAGGCAGGUUCAAAGAAAAUGAUGCAAAGGCCAUAGAUGUACCGUUUUUCGAUUUGGAAAGCAUACUAGCUGCUACAGAUAACUUCUCAAAUGCAAACAAGCUUGGCCAAGGGGGCUUUGGUCCUGUUUACAGGGGAAAAUUUCCAGGAGGACAAGAAAUUGCUGUAAAGAGGCUCUCGAGUGGUUCUGGGCAAGGUCUAGAAGAAUUUAAGAACGAGGUCGUGUUGAUUGCCAAACUCCAACAUCGGAAUCUGGUUAGACUUUUGGGCUAUUGUGUCAAAGGAGAUGAAAAGAUGUUACUCUAUGAAUAUAUGCCCAACAAAAGCUUAGACUCCUUCAUAUUUGAUCGAAAGCUAUGUGUGUUGUUGAACUGGGAAAUGCGGUUCAAUAUCAUUCUGGGAAUUGCUCGAGGGCUUCUAUAUCUUCAUCAAGAUUCUAGGUUGAGGAUCAUUCAUAGGGAUUUGAAAACCAGCAACAUUCUACUAGAUGAGGAAAUGAACCCCAAAAUCUCUGACUUUGGCCUGGCAAGGAUUUUCGGAGCCAAAGAAACUGCAGCAAACACGAACAGGGUGGUCGGAACAUAUGGCUAUAUGUCCCCAGAGUAUGCAUUAGAUGGGCUUUUCUCUGUCAAGUCUGAUGUUUUUAGCUUCGGUGUAGUUGUGCUUGAGAUUAUUGGUGGAAAAAGAAACACAGGAUUUUUCCAACCUGAACAAGCUUUGAGCCUUCUAGGUUAUGCAUGGCAUUUGUGGAAAGUAGACAAGGCUCUGGAUUUAAUUGACCAGACACUCCUUGAAAGCUGCAAUGCAAAUGAAUAUUUGAAGUGCCUAAAUGUUGGGCUCUUAUGCGUGCAAGAAGAUCCAGAUGAUCGUCCAACCAUGUCUAAUGUAGUUUUCAUGCUUGGCAGUGAGGCUGCAACUCUUCCAAACCCUAAACAACCAGCUUUUGUUGUUAGGCGAUGUCCUUCUAGCAGAGCUUCUUCUUCUAGUAAACCUGAAACGUGCUCUUAUAAUGGGUUAACAGUCACUAUAGAGGAUGGGCGAUAGCGCUGCAUGGAGAUUUGAAUGAGUAGUCUUGUACUUGUCCUGAUCACCAACGUUGUGAAGUUUUGAAGGCAUUAACCUCAAAUUUUAGCAGCUAGCUGUCCCCACACUUCCUCUGAGUUACUGAUAAUGUUAUGCUGGAUGUAGCUCUCUUUCUGGGUGAAUAUUGCCGGGAAUUCACCCUUUUAUUUUAUUUGGAAUUUACGCAUCUUCAUUCAAUGACUGUUAGGCAGA
This is a messenger RNA of Juglans microcarpa x Juglans regia, 3468 nucleotides long. RefSeq names its product G-type lectin S-receptor-like serine/threonine-protein kinase At4g03230. Gene Ontology annotation, biological process: recognition of pollen; protein phosphorylation. Bases 157 to 3237 code for a protein of 1026 amino acids. The transcript has 8 exons. The record is from RefSeq and is a predicted model, not a curated record. NCBI's taxonomy places the organism in Eukaryota, Viridiplantae, Streptophyta, Magnoliopsida, Fagales, Juglandaceae. Gene Ontology annotation, molecular function: protein serine/threonine kinase activity; ATP binding.